Molecule: messenger RNA, 255 nt
Organism: Bursaphelenchus xylophilus (pine wood nematode)
Lineage: Eukaryota; Metazoa; Nematoda; Chromadorea; Rhabditida; Aphelenchoididae
Source: the annotation of a GenBank genome assembly
AUGGCCAAAGGAGGAGUUACCAAGAAGGGAAAGGAUCCCAAUGCCCCAAAACGUGCCAUGUCCGCGUUUUUCCUCUGGAUGCAGGAAAACCGUCAGCGUCUGAAGAAGCCCGGCAUGAGCGUAGCCGAUGUUGCCAAAGCCGCCGGAGUUGAAUGGGGAAAAUUGGGCGACAAGAAGGAGUGGGAAAAGAAGGCCGAAGAUGACAAAAAACGAUAUGAGAGAGAAUUGGCCGCGUACAAAAAAGGGCAAGCUUAA